Molecule: messenger RNA, 1194 nt
Organism: Paraglomus brasilianum
Lineage: Eukaryota; Fungi; Glomeromycota; Glomeromycetes; Paraglomerales; Paraglomeraceae
Source: the annotation of a GenBank genome assembly
AUGAAAUCCUGCAAGCUAUUAACCGUAAUUCUAUUAACCCUUUUCAUAUACACACAAUAUUCUGCCGCAACACCUCAUCCGGAUGGCACACCCUAUUGCAAGGAUGCAGAGUAUUCGCCAGAUCCUCACCCCAAAAUUUUUGUCCCAUGCCCAAUGGAAACCACGCCUCCAGUCCAACGACGACAAAAUACCGCAAAUGCAACAAAUAUGUUUCAAAUAACACUAACGUGUCUCGAUCCUGAUAAAGUUAAAUGUAACAAAGUCCAACGCGCAUUCAAUCUUGCGGGCCAGAUAUUGACCGGAUCAUUGAUCUUAACCGAACCGGUUACUGUCAACGCGACAUAUACCAACUUUUGUACAAGCUUUAAUGAUUGUCCUACUAACGGGUUCUUGACACUUGGUGGUGCCGCUCCCGCCCGUACAAUUCCGCUCAAAGACAGCGACGGCAAAACUCGCUUUUUCCCUCAAUCUCUAGUGAAACAGAUCAACUCGCAAAACCAUCCACAGUUCUCCCAAUUUGAUAUCUUGGCCAUGUUCAAUUCGGUGGCUAAUUUUUGGUUUGAAGAUGACAACGUUCCGAUAAGGCAGGACCAAUCUGACUUUUCUUUUGUUAUUUUGCACGAACUGGUUCAUGGACUCGGAUUCACAUCGUCGUGGGAUGAUUACAUUAAUCAAGUACCAGAAGCAUUAACACCUGAUGUGUCCCCAGUUAGUGGAGGAGCUGGCACAUCAUUCCAGUUUGCGGAAUUUGCCUUUGACAAGUUCAUGGUUCUCACGUCUACAGGACAGAAAAUGUCGGAUAUUACAGACCAAUUAAAUGGAUUUUCUAACGGUGCCGGAGCACAGAUUCGGGAUAUAAAUGCUUUUGCGAGCGCGUUUGUUACGAGUCCGCAAUAUCAAGUCGCAAAAAAUACGUUUAAAUUUGCUAUCACCAAAGGAGCUAUGAGCUUUCUUCCACAGGGAGAGACCAACAUAAAUAACGCCGUCACCUUAGAAACUAGUUUGAAUCCUUAUCAACAAGGGUCUAGUAUAAGCCAUGUAGACUUUGCCACUUUCUCAAAGACCCCCGAUUUCUUGAUGAGGUUCUUGGCAGACAGAGGAGUUUCUCUUGGAGAUGCUAUUGUAAAAAAUGGAAACUUUAGUGGUGGAGCUGUUGGACCGAAAUUGCUUAAAGUUUUGGAAAGUCUGGGGUGA